UCUUGUGCGUGUACAUGAUGCAUAUGUGCUAAUAUGUGUAGUAGAGAGGCUACCUGCCAUGGUGCCACCUAGUCCCUAUUUCCUAUUUUAUUCGGUUCAUUUGGUACAUCCGUGUCUCUUCAUCAGUGCUUCCGAUCCAUUUCUUAAUCCAAACCAAACAAGCAAAUUUCGUUAGCAUCUUGUUUCCACCUGAGUUCUGCUUUAACUGUAUAGUAUAAUUCCAACUGCCAACCCUAGAAUGUGACUAGGAUAAAACAUCCACCUUUUUUUUUGUGUGUAUAAGCUGGUGCUUUUGAGAAGAUAUUUGAAAUGUUUUUUUUCCUGUAUGUCAUGCACGGUUCAUUUUUGAAAGGUACAUGAGCACAUAUUUCAGCACUUGAUUGGGCAUUUUUUCCAUUAGAAAAUAAUUUUCACCUUGGUUUCAUAUGUCAAUUCUGUGUACAGCAGAACACUCUAAAUAUCAUGUUCUGAAAUAGAUAUGGGUUAGGCAGUGUAGAAGAAAAAGAUUAGAUUUCAGCAAGUCUGGAUACAAAACUGCAUUUUUCCUGCAUCUGUAUGUCUUACCUGAUGAAUACUAGGAGCUAUUCAGCCGCAUCGAGUUUCUUGUUCGUGAUUGUAUAACAACCAAACAAGUGGUUCCAGAUCUAACACAUAUACUAAAUUCUUUGUAGUGUAUCUAUGUCUCAAGCAAGCUAUCUGCCAUUUUUCAUUUCUCUUUCAGUUCGUAUUUCUAACUUGCUGAUCAUUUCUUUAUCGCAGAGUCUGACAUCAUGCAAAGUCCUAGCAAAAUUUCCAGCGCCUCUGCCUCUCCUACAACCCCUGCUGUGUGCAGGCUUCAAGGAUGGGCGGAUCUCCCAGAAGGUCUGCUUCAAUCCAUCAUUCCUCUGUUGGGCUCCUUCCUCGAGGUCCUCGCUUUUGCGGGCACCUGUCGCUCUUGGCGCUCCGCCUUCUCCUCAUACCCAUCCAAAUCCACAUUCUGCACCUUGUUCCCACCUCUCCUUGUCCGACCUCAUAUCAGAGUCCAUGCUCGUCGUCUCCCUUCCAGAAGUGAUGACGGUCACAAGCUCCGCACAUGCCAGGUCCUUGAUCUAGCCAACCUGGGAACUGCCCUGCGCUGCCAGAUUCCUGAAGACACAUUUGAGAUGUUACGCUUUGCAGGCUCUUCUUAUGGUCAGCUGAUUUGUGGUGGCGGCAGAAAUUGUGUUGUGGUUGAUGUAUUCACAGGUGCCAGAGUUUUACCACCACAGCUCCCAUUCAGAUUCAGUGGGGACACUUAUUUCUACUCUGGCAUGCUGACAGCUCCCCUCGCCUCACAUGAUGCACACCUCCUAGUUUGCGCCGCACCCAAACAAGGCAGCACCCAACACUCCCUGCUUGAUUGGCCACUUGGAAGUGAUUCUUGGUCAGAACUAAGGCUCAAUGAUUCACGGAUUGAGCAGAUUGUGGAGUUCAAAGGUCAGUUCAUUGCGCUGGACUAUGAGUACAGGCUCCACACUCUAUCCUUGGCCCCCCAGCUUGGUCUGCAGGAGAUAUCAACUGUGUGGUGGGAUGACAUGGAUGCAUGCCCGUAUCUAAGGCCAUGGCUUGUGGUGUGUGGUGACAUGCUCCUCAUUGUUGACCACUACAUAUCCCUUUUAUUUGAUGGGGCACCUGUCAACUACGAAGCUUAUCGCCUCGACAUGUCAACUGUACCUGCAGUUUGGGUGAAGGUAGAGAAGCUGGAGAAUUACGUGCUCUUUAUUGGAAGCGAUGUGAGGAGCCCUGCGUUUUCUUGCAUCAGCCCGGGACGAUGGGGUAGGAGGAACAACUACUUGUACUACGCAUAUUAUGAUGUACCCUGGAUCUUGCAUGGGCUUGGUGAUGAGGCAGAUGCUGUGUGGGAUCCAGACAAUGACCCUGACAUUGAGUUCAAGAGGAACUGGUACACCCAAUUGCAGCCCUUUUGGGUGUACCCAAGCAUGUUCUACGCUGAUGCUGAUGGCGAGUGACGGAUGCGUCUUCCAUCUGCUUGUGCUGAAAUCUCGCCUUCAUUCUCCAUAGAGAUUAGUAAUCAGAGACUUGCAUUAAACUGGGGAUAUGUAAGCAGACUUUUCAGUUUCGCUGUUUGGUUGUUUUUGUGUCUGCACUUGCACUACUAAAUCGUUUGAUCUAGUUGUGUAACUGUUGGCUAUGUGCUGCAAACCUUGAAAGCCCAGAAGUCUGGAACUAAUUACUGUUAUUUGAAGAGUAGAAAACGUUUGCAAUGCUUCAUCUA
Panicum virgatum (switchgrass) is the source of this 2254-nucleotide messenger RNA. RefSeq names its product putative F-box protein At3g25750. Bases 771 to 1988 code for a protein of 405 amino acids. Gene Ontology annotation, molecular function: protein binding. The record is from RefSeq and is a predicted model, not a curated record. The transcript has a single exon. Lineage: Eukaryota; Viridiplantae; Streptophyta; Magnoliopsida; Poales; Poaceae.